CAGAUAUGAAAGGAAAUCCGAUAACAAUACUUUAUUACCUUGUUUUAACCUGUUUCUAUUGGCUACAUAGAGUUUCCGUACUGUCAAAAUGCUGACGAAAUGACGCAACUGGAAGUUGAACCAGUUAUUCUAAAGAAUUACACAAUCGGGAGACAAAUAGGGAAAGGGGCUUAUGGAAUAGUUUGGGAAGUGGUGAAUAAGAAAACACUUAAAAAAUAUGCACUCAAAAAGAUAUUUGAUGCCUUUGGAAAUCAAAGAGAUGCCCAGAGGACAUUCAGGGAAAUCUCCUUUUUACAAAAAUUUUCCGAUCAUCCAAAUAUCAUUCGACUUAUGAAUGUUAUAAAAGCAGGAAAUGAUAAAGAUAUUUACCUAGUCUUUGAAUACAUGGAAAGUGAUUUACAUAACUGCAUUAAGAAGGGAAAUAUCCUGAGAGAUGUACACAAAAGAUUCAUUUUCUACCAGUUACUACGGGCAGUUAAAUAUAUUCAUUCCGGGAAUGUAAUACAUCGUGAUUUAAAACAUUUAAGUCUCUAAUACUCUACAUUUUUAUCCGUAACACGGUAAUCAUUCCUAUUGUUUAAAGAUACUAUGAGGCACAUCCAUGCAGCUCAUUUAAUUUU
Molecule: messenger RNA, 620 nt
Organism: Schistosoma turkestanicum
Lineage: Eukaryota; Metazoa; Platyhelminthes; Trematoda; Strigeidida; Schistosomatidae
Source: the annotation of a GenBank genome assembly